This is a messenger RNA of Opisthorchis viverrini, 1002 nucleotides long. RefSeq lists its product as hypothetical. The record is from RefSeq and is a predicted model, not a curated record. The coding region runs from base 333 to 713 and encodes 126 amino acids. The transcript has 3 exons. NCBI's taxonomy places the organism in Eukaryota, Metazoa, Platyhelminthes, Trematoda, Opisthorchiida, Opisthorchiidae. Gene Ontology annotation, molecular function: thiosulfate transmembrane transporter activity; sulfate transmembrane transporter activity; malate transmembrane transporter activity. Gene Ontology annotation, biological process: phosphate ion transmembrane transport; thiosulfate transport; oxaloacetate transport.
UCAUUCAAACAAGCUAAAUAAACCCCAUCUGGAUUCUUGGGACGACCGAUGUUUCAUCUGUUUCGUGAAUCGAGAGUCUUGAUUACCAUGUCAAAGCUCAGGCUUCUGACGCAAGCGCCACUAGAAGAUAAUAAGUUUGGUAAUCAAAUGUGUCAUCACUAGGUGGAUUCAAGAUAUGAUCUCGCUGCAAAUCAUUUUAUUACCUCAACAGCUAUUCUGACUGUGUAAUUCCCGAACACACUUCUCUCCCUGUUAGCUAUAAACAUGCCAUUGACGGUCUCGUCCAAGUUAUCCGUAAUGAAGGCACAUUGAAGCUUUUCAACGGAGUUUCCAUGACCUCUGUACGAGCUGCCUUCAUGACUUUCGGUCAGUUGGCAUUCUACGACAAGUUCAAAAUCCUCCUUCUCAACACGGGUUACUUUGAUGACAAACCGGUCACCCAUAUGAUAGCCAGUGCAAGUGCGGCCGGUGUUGCCACGUGCAUCACACAGCCAUUUGAUGUCAUGAAAACGCGGCUGAUGAACGCCCCUCCUGGAACCUAUUCGGGGCUUAUGAGUUGUGGUUUGGAUAUAGCCACUACCGGACCGCUAGCAUUCUUCAAAGGUCUCGUUCCAGCAUUUAUUCGUCUCGCACCCCACACGGUCCUUACUUUCGUAUUCCUUGAACAACUGAAGCUUCAUUUUGGUUACAUACCGGCACCCAAGCCUACAUGAAACAAUGACUUAUUCGACCCCCCUCGGUCGCCCUGAUGUAUGCGUUCUGUUUUCUUGUUCGUUUUGUGGUCCAGCUGUUAAGGUCGUGUUAUUUCUGAGUAGGAUUUGCUGAGUUUGUUCACUUCUCUCUAGAUGCUAACUAAUCCCGAUGAUUUUCUCCAGUUCAAUUUGAUAUUUUGCUGGCAUGGUCAUUUUUUAGGUGAAUAUCUAAUUCUGUUCACUCACAAUCUGCUGAUUACCAUCUUUUGUCUCCAUCAAAAUGUUGGUUUGGGAGUGUUUGGCAAUUAAA